AUGGAUAAAUUGCAAACCUAUUAUGGCAAUGCUAUCAGAGCAAAUGUAAAGCCUGGUAAACUUUCAGCAGAGGAACAGAAGAGUCAAAUAGCUGUGAUGCAGAAGGCUAUCAUGGCAGUACUGUAUAAUACAUGUGAACUAAGUGAUGAAACAGAAAGGCAUAAAUAUUGCCCGGAGGGAGCAGAUAGCUGGUGUUCAUACAAACGACAAGGAACUUUGAAAAGGAAAGAUCACCAUUUGGAUGCCGUUUUUUUAGAUUUCUUGUUGCCAGAAAUUACACGACUAAGUGACUAUUCCUUAUUGCUUCGGUGUCUAUCUGGAUAUUCGCAAAAUGCGAAUGAAAGCCUCAACGGCCUUGUCUGGAACAGAGCUCCAAAGCAUCGCUCCAAAGGCCCUAAAGUUGUGGAGAUGGCUGUCAUGUCAGCAAUAACACAUUUUAAUUCUUGUGCAAGCUCAAGGCAUGAUGUGAUGAGAGCUGCUAGCUAG
Messenger RNA from Paramuricea clavata, 486 nucleotides. Lineage: Eukaryota; Metazoa; Cnidaria; Anthozoa; Malacalcyonacea; Plexauridae. The record is from the annotation of a GenBank genome assembly.